AUGAUGUCCAUUCCCAUUCAAAAGGUCGUCGCCUCUGUCUCCCCGACGGGCACCACCAUUCACGACCGCUUCCGAACUGCUCGCCAUCGCGAGUCUCUUUCCGAUAUUCGCCAGCCCAAGGUCCUCCAUCCCCUGGAGAACGAGGGCCUGCGUUUGCUCAUCCUCGAGAACAUCAGUCUCGAUGCAGUCGCCGCAUUCAGGGCCCAGGGCUAUCAUGUCGACCAUUUUAGCAAGGCCAUGUCUGAGGACGAGCUGGUCGAGAAGAUCGGUUCUUACCAUGCCAUCGGCAUUCGCAGCAAGACAAAGAUAACCGAGCGAGUGCUCAAAGCUGCGUCCAAGCUCCUGGUCAUUGGCUGCUUCUGCAUCGGCACAAACCAGGUCGACCUCACCGCAGCCGCACGCGCUGGUAUUCCUGUGUUCAACUCCCCCUUCUCCAACUCCCGCUCCGUCGCAGAGCUCGUCAUGUCUGAGCUUGUCGCACUUUCGCGCCAGCUCUUCGAGCGCACAUACGAGCUCCGCAAUGGCAUCUGGAACAAGCAGUCCAAGGGCUGCUGGGAGAUCCGCGGCAAGACUCUCGGAAUUGUGGGCUAUGGCCAUAUUGGCUCCCAGCUCUCCGUCCUCGCAGAGGCAUUUGGUCUCCGUGUGCUGUUCUACGACGUCGUCAACAUCAUGCCCCUAGGCUCCGCGCGCCAGGUCGAGACUCUCGCCAGUCUGCUCUCUCAGUCUGACUUUGUCACCCUCCAUGUUCCCGAACUCCCAGAGACCAUCAAUAUGAUCUCCAAGGAACAGCUCUCUCAGAUGAAGAAGGGAUCUUACCUCAUUAACAAUGCCCGCGGCAAAGUGGUCGAUAUCCCCGCUCUCAUCGAGGCUCUGCAAUCGAAACAUCUCGCUGGUGCAGCUAUUGACGUUUUCCCCUCCGAGCCAGGUGCGAAUGGCGCCCCAUUCGACGACCAAUUGAAUUCCUGGGCCAGCGUACUGCGUGCGCUUCCUAACGUCAUUCUCACUCCUCAUAUCGGAGGCUCAACAGAAGAGGCUCAGAAGAUGAUUGGCGAGGAAGUCGCACAGGCUUUGUCCCGAUAUCUCAGCUACGGCUCAACCGUCGGUGCAGUCAACUUCCCGGAAGUCGACCUGCGCGCCAUCUCGGCGGAGCAAGGUGGCCAGAUUCGUAUUUGCCACAUCCACAAGAACCAGCCUGGUGUCCUGAAACAGGUCAACGAGGCCUUGUCCCCGUACAACGUUGAGAAGCAGUAUACAGAUUCAAAAGGCGAGGUCGCGUACCUCAUGGCCGAUAUCGCAGAUGUCAGCUUCAAGGAUCUCCCUCAUCUCAAGGACCGCAUCAGCUCCACAGAUUCCAACAUCAUCACUCGAUUCCUGGCCUGA
Molecule: messenger RNA, 1380 nt
Organism: Psilocybe cubensis
Lineage: Eukaryota; Fungi; Basidiomycota; Agaricomycetes; Agaricales; Agrocybaceae
Exons: 2
Coding region: 1-1380 (459 amino acids)
Molecular function (GO): oxidoreductase activity, acting on the CH-OH group of donors, NAD or NADP as acceptor; NAD binding
Source: RefSeq, a predicted model, not a curated record